Naegleria lovaniensis is the source of this 315-nucleotide messenger RNA. RefSeq lists its product as uncharacterized. Bases 1 to 315 code for a protein of 104 amino acids. The record is from RefSeq and is a predicted model, not a curated record. NCBI's taxonomy places the organism in Eukaryota, Heterolobosea, Eutetramitea, Acrasida, Naegleriidae. The transcript has a single exon.
AUGCAACGAGGAGGUUCCGACGUGGAUCCAAGCAUCCACAUGAAGAAUGUAAAUCAACCAAGUUACACAAUGGAGGGCGGAAAAGAAUCUCACCUGGGAUCUCGAGACGAAGAGUUUGAUGCAAUGGUUAAGGAUGACAAUUACAAUGUUGAAAAUUAUCAUCUCAAUCACCAAGGAGACUACACCAUUAUUUUCAGGCACAAACAGGGAGGACAGAGACACAUGUUCACAAAUAUUCCACCCCAGAAAGUUGAACAUUCAAGAAUUAAGGAUCGAGUAGCUGGGGUUGCCUAUGGUGGAAGUGGUCAUCAAUAA